Carassius auratus (goldfish) is the source of this 4613-nucleotide messenger RNA. It is a transcript of the gene c1galt1lb, whose product is annotated as core 1 synthase, glycoprotein-N-acetylgalactosamine 3-beta-galactosyltransferase 1, like b. Gene Ontology annotation, molecular function: N-acetylgalactosaminide beta-1,3-galactosyltransferase activity. Gene Ontology annotation, cellular component: membrane. The record is from RefSeq and is a predicted model, not a curated record. NCBI's taxonomy places the organism in Eukaryota, Metazoa, Chordata, Actinopteri, Cypriniformes, Cyprinidae. The coding region runs from base 479 to 1627 and encodes 382 amino acids. The transcript has 4 exons.
CACUGUAGUCGAAAAGGUUUCCUUUUCCCUACCUUUUUUUUUCUUGAAAUAAUAGCGACACAACUUACUGAUAUGGGUGUGUGUCACUAUCCACGAAACAAAGUUUGACAGGGAGUAGCUCUGAAAAAUGUCGGCUAAUUAUUAUAAUACCGAACUGAACCGCCCCCUCUCGGUGUACAACAUUCAGUUAACAGGAAGAGAUAGGAAGCACAUUGCUAGUUAGCUUGAAGUAAAGCAUUAUAUUAUCCCCAAGACAAAUUUUUAUGGGUCAGAAAAUAGCCAGGGUAUGAAUUUGUAGCCGAUGUACAUGAUUAAGCUGUCAGAUUUAUUGGAUUCAACAGCUAUACUGUUAUGCUAGCUCUCUGAGUUGGACUGAAGUGGCCUCGGCGCCGAAUCCUGCAGUUUUUCACACUUCUGUUAUGGUGGAAAUAAACUGUCUGACACUCUGAGGUGAGAGUCUCUACACACAGAGCUCGUGAUGAAAGCUCUCGGCGCGCGCUUCGCGUUCUACGUGGGCUUUGUGGUGGGCACGUGCACCCUGUACGUGCUCCUGCGUCAGGUUGGGUUCACGCGGAACGUGGGGUCUGUUGGUCCCGAGGUCCACAAGGAAAGCCUGAUGGAGAUGAUUGAAGAAGAAAACAAGAACUGGAAGAAGGAAAGGUCGGCUCUCUUCAACCUUAAUCAUCCUCACCAUACAGGUGAGGAUGGCACCCUAGCUGACGCUCUCUAUAAGAAAGUACGUAUUUUGUGUUGGGUCAUGACCGGCCCUAAUAACCUUGAGAAGAAAGCUCGGCACGUGAAAGCCACGUGGAGCCGCCACUGCAACAUUGUGGUCUUCAUAAGCUCUGUGGACGACCCUGAUUUUCCUACGGUUGGCCUAAACACCAAGGAAGGUCGGGAUCAGCUGUACUGGAAAACCAUUCGUGCUUUCCACUACGUCAUGGAAAAGCACGGGGACGAGGCAGACUGGUUCCUCAAAGCGGAUGACGACACUUACGUGGUCGUCGACAACCUGCGCUGGAUUCUGGCCAGCCACUCUCCAGAGGACCCGGUGUAUUUUGGCCGGCGGUUUAAGCCGUAUGUAAAACAGGGUUACAUGAGUGGCGGCGCUGGUUACGUGCUUAGCAAAGAGGCUCUGAGGAGGUUUGUGGAGGGCUUCCGCACCAAAGUGUGCACUCACACUAGCUCAGUGGAGGACCUAGCUCUGGGUCAGUGUAUGGAGAAAAUAGGCGUUGUGGCAGGAGACUCCAGAGACACUUUAGAAAGAGAGACAUUCCACCCUUUCGUUCCAGAGUCCCAUCUCACUGGUACAUUUCCUAAGACCUUCUGGUAUUGGAACUACUGUUAUUACCCCAUUGUGCAGGGCCCACAAUGUUGCUCAGAUCUGGCGGUUUCUUUCCACUAUGUGGAUCCGUCACACAUGUACCUGCUGGAAUACUACACUUACCACUUGCGUGCCUUUGGCUACAAAUACCGCUAUCAGCCCCCUGAGCCCAGUGUCAUAAAAGAUUUAAAUGCUCCAGCCCCAGACAAAGUGGAAAUUGGAGACAUAGAGGAAAAGCUGGGGGCAGAAGGAGAAAAGAAAUCCCACGAACAUAAUGAAAAGUUACAGCAGAUUUCUGCGUAGGAAUUUUUACAAGUUACAUUUAAUAUCUUCUUCCAAAAGAACAGUUUUUGGGAUGGCUUUAUUUUUUUUGGAUAAUGUCUUAAAAUACCUUCUAUAUUGUGCCACAGAAACGUGUGCAUGACAUGUCUGUGUGAUUUAAUGAGCUGGUACAGUUGGGAGUGUGGUCCUCUCAAUAAUGUGAAUGUUUAAAUAUGACAGUGUGGAACUGUAUGACAUGAAGGUUUAGACUUGUAGAGCGAGUAUGUGGUUCUUGGGGUAUGAGUGUAGGACGUUGCCUUAAUAAGAUAAUAACAUUGGGUAAUAUUUUGGGGCCAGAAGCAAGUAUUAGUUUAUACUUAAUUUCAUAUUUUAUUUCUUUAUAUAAAAAUAUGUCAUAAACACACCGCCAUGUAUGAUUUAACAGCAAUGCCAUAAGAAAAAGGGGAACCUUAAUUUACUUUCAUUUGCUCAUUCCCUUCAAUUAGUGCCUCUGCUCUGAUCCAGAAAAAUCAAUCAUUUCCAUAUGUCCCUGGGCCACAUUUGUAUUGAGAUUAGGCAAUAUUUAAACAAAGCAGCUUAUAGAUUUUAUAGCUUGCAAACAAAUUCUGCAAACAUUCAAGCUCCAGUUGUGUUUUCUCAACACUGUCUACAAUAGCUUUGCCAAAGCUGCACAAUUUACUUUGACUAAGAUUACAAAGAACAAAUUAACCAGGAUGUAGUCCUUUAACUGACACCAAAACAGCAUAUUACCUUUCUCUAAAUGGUAAAGGGAUAGUUCACCCAAAAAGGAAAAUUGUCAUCAUUUGCUUUUCGCAAAAGUUGCUCCAAAACCUGUAUGAGCUUGUUUGAGAAGAUAUUGCGAAGAAUGUAAGUAACCAAACAGUUUCUGGUAGACAUAUACUUAUAUACAGUAGUAUGGAAAAAAAUACUGUCGAGUUCAUUAACUACCGGCAAUUGUUUUGUUCUUCAAAAUAUCUUACUUUGUGUUCAGCAGAAGAAAGAUGUUCAUACAGGUUUGGAAAACAUGAGGAUGAGCAAACGAUGACAACUUUGUCAUUUUUGGGUAAACUACUCCUGUAGGAAAGUUGCGGAUUAGUAAGAUCCUGUUGGCUGGCCCAGUAGUUCAAGAGUGCCUGGGAAAGAAGUAAAGCUAGCAAGGUAGAUAAGACGGUGUAAGUAUACGCAGUUUUUUCACCAUGCUAAUGGGAAUUGUGGUUUUCUAGAUGAAUGGUGUAGUGUAAUACGCAGUGAAGCAAAGCAGCUUGUGAGUUAUUGCACCUGACCACAUAAAGCUUUUUUUUUUAAAUUGUUUGGAGUGUGACUGUGGAGGCUUUUGCUUAUCUGGGAUUGAAUGUCAGGUUUCGCUAGUGUUGAAACUCCUACAGCAGUCUGUGAGUGACAUUAGAUGUGUUGACUUUGAAGCUGACGUAGCCGCUUGUCCAGGGUGGUGAAAUUGAUUCAGUUUCUUGUGGUUCUGCUUAAUGUCUCUAUUACUCAAUUAUUUGUGUGUAUUUGCUGUACUUAAAGGGAUAGUGCACUCAAAAAUAAAAACUGCUAUCAUUUACUCACCCUCAUGUCAUUCAAAACCUGACUAUAUCUCUUUUGAGAAACAAAGUUAUAUGUAUUCUAUUUUUCAUGAUUGCACCCUAUUAUAUAAACAAUGCAUCCUUCAGCAUGCGUGUUGUAAAACAUGAGGCGGAGUAAAUAACAGAAUUUUCCCUUUAAAUGUGCUGGAGUUGGUAAGUUUUCUGAAAGGACCUUUUUAACAUAAUGCACACUAAAUGUGUAUCAUUCAAAUGUUUUUAUUCCAGUAUAGGAUUAGAGAUAAAGCUGUGGGUUAAAUCAAAUGCAGCAGUGCUCAAACUCUGUCCAUGCACUUGCAGAUAUUUUGACUGCGUGUAUGACACCACAAUUAUGAAGGGAUUCAAAUAAAGUUUAUUUGAAUGAAUAAACUUAUUUGAACUGGAAAUGAGUGUAUUUGAAUACCAACCACUUUUGUCCUUUGACCACUCCAAGCACAAAGUCACUUGCUUUUGUCAUAGAACUGAAUGAUUUUUGAAGUUAAUGCAAACAGGUUAUAUGUUAUUGGUAAAAUUAUCUUCGUUUUAGUUCCUAAUCAAAUUCUGCAUAAAUCUUGAAAUUGUUAAUGGAAUGACUAUGGUUUUGACUAACACGAUUGCUUUUCAGUGAGUAUUCAGGAAUAAAUGGUGUGAAUUACCAGUAUGCUUGGGAAAUCUCUGUGAAAGUGCCAGAGUAAAUGGAAGUUUUUGCAGUUUUGUUCUAGUCUGUUGAUUCAAAGAGGAAAAGCACUCUUGAGUGUGCACCAUCCACUUUAGGUAUGAUCUAAUAGUUAUUUUUUUGUGGGGUAAAUUUCCAUGAUUUCAAAGAGAAGUUAGCUGUUGUCAGCUAAAUGUUUGAACAUGCUCAUAUGUUCCUAGUAUGCAAAUGAUCUUCCUUAGAAAAGUGCUGGCUAAAAUUCCUUUGUAAACAUUCCCUUUGCAGAGUUUACUUUUGUAAGUUGACAUAAGUUUGCAUAUUUCAGCUCUUGAACAGAGAGAAAGAAAUGCAAAUCUUAAGAUGACUAGAGUUUUCUUUGGAGACGUUGCAUUGAUUGAGCAAAGUUUUUUGCAAAUUGUGUUGACUAAGAAGGCCCAUAGAAAUUUGCAUCUGCACUCUGGGAGAUGUGUAGUGGAUUAUGUAAUGAAAAGGGAAGCCAGCUUGUCAUAAAUGAAGCAGAACCACUCUGUGCGAACAUUAAAACCAGCCCUGCAUUUCUGCAUUCCUGAAUUCAUGCGUUUCAUGCCCUUGUCUUUAAUCCAAAGGUAUAUGUGUUCCUUUCUUAUUCUCUUUUGUCGGUAGGGUCUUUUAUGUACAAAGGGGAAUCCUGCACAGUACUUCCACAGCAAUCUUUUAUUUAUAAAAGAGUGUGUGAGGCAAAUGUGUGACAAGAAUAAUUCAAUGAGGAAGAAUAACCAGCAUAUUAAAUAAAGACUUGUUUUACAUUAAA